Molecule: messenger RNA, 2646 nt
Organism: Penicillium daleae
Lineage: Eukaryota; Fungi; Ascomycota; Eurotiomycetes; Eurotiales; Aspergillaceae
Exons: 5
Coding region: 1-2646 (881 amino acids)
Source: RefSeq, a predicted model, not a curated record
AUGGGAAACCUCCCAGCAGGGGCUACCCGCGUAUCUCCUUCUCUGCCUUCGGAUCCUCGUCCAUUUCCACCUCAAAAGCGCGCGGGGGCUUGCCAACCCGCAGUUGAUUACCAGUCAAAGCUUCUUCAACAGAACACCCAGGACACUACCAUAAACUCGUGGGAGCUGACGCCAAACGUUAUCUUCCCGAAUCUUUACCGCACCAUUUAUCAUUUGGCUUCGCGUCUCGCGACUGAUCCCAAUAUCUAUCUACAAAGACUGCCAUAUCAAUCUGUGAUUACGGGUCACGGAGGUCCAGAAAAGAUUGCCCAGAUGUUGCUGGAGUGGGUUGAUUCUCAUAUUAGGACGCUUGAGGGUAGACUGCUUCGGACGGAGGACCUUCUCAGUGCGCAGGCACGUCAGAAUAACAUUUGGGGCCCAGAUGGAGGUUAUGUGGACAUCGUCACUGACUUGAGGAACAUAGAAUAUUGGCGUGCGUACCCCGGUCAGUCUAAGGACCCAUCAGAACGUAUCAAAAUCCACAAUCGACAAAUUCUUCGCGGAUCGACGAGUACAUUGCACUACUAUGUCAUUUCGCAAGGACAAGGAUAUCGAGCAGCGAACUGGCUUAAGCUCUGGGAAGUUCCAAAGGGUCUCCAACUAUCAUCCGCCUUUCGAGCUGUGGCUCUCAAUGUCCUAGAAAUGACGAUGUGUCGCGCCUUUCAAUCACUCCCUGGAAGCAUUUUAGAGGCUUACUAUGGACCAAACGAGGAUGGAAAAUAUUACUCCAAUCUGGGAUUGAAUAUUAUUCCUCCUGUUCUCCAAGGUCUCUCUCUCGGGCCUUCAGCACGAAAAUCCUUCUCUCUUAGCUUGAAAAUAUCAGCGGACCCCGACAUCAAGAGGUGGCCCCAAUUUCGCUACGAGUACGGAAAAAAGUUUGAGAAAACCCCAAUCCGUUUUCAGCGAUCCUUAAUGCGAUCCUCUGAUUUCCAUGCGCGUUUACAAGAAGCGGUUCAGCAUUUCCGGCUAGACCAGUCCUUUUGUGGAAAUGAGUCUCUACCACACUCGGCCUUAACCAAGUUCGAGCUUUUUGACCUGUUAAAAAGGAACUUGGAUCCAACAGGGUUUCCCUGGGCCUCUCCGUACGGAAAUUUCCAAGCGUUGGUUGGCUUCGUACUGGAGGAUUAUCUUGAUACAGAAUCAACAAACUCGAGCGUCACACAGAUAUCUAUUCCGCGCCAAUUCCAGGAUAGUGGCUGGAACAUGACAAACUCUCCUACCUGGGCUGCGAACCCUCUUCUGAGAGAUUUGGCCCAAAUGACGCAACCUUUCCAGUCUAUCCAACAACCAGAAACAAUCUCGUUCAUUCAGAUCAACCGAACAAUUAUCCAACAUAGUGGAUUACAGGUGAUUCUUAUGUGUGGACGCUCGGUGCAACACCUUGUUCUACCCGCAGGGUACAAGGAGACACGCCUUAAGCUAGAAGCGGGGGAGUUUGCUAUGUUUCUCGACAUUGAAAAUGAAGCUAUCAAACGGAUCUACGUUCUGACACCCAAUCCUACUGAUGCAUUUCUACUACGAGAUUGGCGGAAGACCCACAGACUAUCUGAGAUCCUUCAUUUCACAUCGGCUAUUACCCGCACUGGCGGCAUUCCCCCCUACGCUGGUGAUAAUGGAUGUGUCCUGACAAAGGCCAUCCGAGAUUACAUGGAUGAGUGGAAAGGGAUUAAGGAACCGUUGACACUUGAAUCCCUCUAUCCAAUGACUCGCCUUUGGCUUACACGCAGGGGGUUUGCGAAAGAUGAAGACAUCUCUCUCUUGCAAGAAACGGGGGGAGGGGGAGUCUUAGCCAUGCAAUCCUUAUUCUGCUGCAUAUCGGAGAAGCAUCAUUCCCCGAAGUUUGAGAUUGACAAAGCCCAACUUGAAGCUGUUCGGGAGCUGUGUGACAAAAUGAGAGAGAAGCACCCAGUUGAUUCUGACCAUCCUAGUGAUGAUUUAAUCCAAGAUAUCAAAAGCAGGGAGGAAGAAUUGGAAGAUGAUGUUGGGCAGAUUGAUGUUCUCGAAAGAGAACCCCUGGAAACUUCUCGAGUUUGUGUUGAUGACCAUGGAACCUUGGCUCUUGCAAUUGAGACCUCAGUUAUUCCAUGGGAAAGGAAAAAGCCCCGUGCUAAUGCUGGUGAUCGAAGCUUCACCAUAGGAGAUAAAACUCGAGAAGAACUCUUACGAGGCCGCAAAUAUCUCGGAAAUCGGACACUCUUCCUUCGUACGGAAGAUCCCCCACAGGAAGUUAUUGUGAAAGCGGAGAUUGAACCACCCGGCCAGCGAAAUCCAAACGUAUGGGCUCAACAGACGCUCACGACGGAUUCGGGGUCACGGUUGGCUUUUUGCGUUACUUACACAAUGGGUACCGCGGAAAUAUCAUCCUAUGUGACUUCAAAUCUGGUCAGAGAUCUGUACAAAGCCAACUCUUUCGUUCACUGGAUGGAGGGUGAAGGAGUCUCGGACAUAAUCGCAAGGCCAAGGCAGUUUGUUGUCGUUAGUUCAUUGACCAAGACCCUUCCUCGAGGUAUUCCAGAAUCUGGCUCUUUCUACACGGACGACCACACUACCUUGAUUCCUGCCAAGAAGUUCGAACCGCGCAAGAAGCGCAGAAUGGAUGAAGUAUGA